Messenger RNA from Coccinella septempunctata (seven-spotted ladybird), 3713 nucleotides. It is a transcript of the gene how, whose product is annotated as protein held out wings. NCBI's taxonomy places the organism in Eukaryota, Metazoa, Arthropoda, Insecta, Coleoptera, Coccinellidae. The coding region runs from base 162 to 1256 and encodes 364 amino acids. The record is from RefSeq and is a predicted model, not a curated record. Gene Ontology annotation, biological process: regulation of mRNA splicing, via spliceosome. Gene Ontology annotation, cellular component: nucleus. The transcript is spliced from 10 exons. Gene Ontology annotation, molecular function: mRNA binding.
GGGGGUCCGAUCGGAACGACUCAAAUACCUCAGUUUCAUUCGGUAGUUGGUUCGUACGGUCCGUAGAAACAAGUUUGUGUUUAAAUCUCGAGGAAUUUCUGUUGGGAGAAGAAUAAAAAAAAGACUGUCGUAUAUAUCGGUGUCAGUAGGAAACCGACAAAAUGUGCGACAAUACAGCGCCGUCGACGCAGAGCAUAGCGGACUAUUUGGCACAGCUGCUGAAAGACAGAAAACAACUGGCCGCUUUUCCGAAUGUGUUUAUACAUGUCGAACGUCUUCUGGACGAAGAAAUAGCACGAGUACGAGCUAGUUUAUUUCAAAUAAAUGGCGUCAAGAAGGAACCCCUCAUAUUACCAGAACCCGAAGGUCAACCCACCACCCUCACAGAAAAAGUAUACGUACCAGUAAAAGAACAUCCAGAUUUCAAUUUCGUUGGAAGGAUUCUAGGACCUAGAGGUAUGACGGCGAAACAGUUAGAACAAGAAACGGGCUGUAAAAUAAUGGUCAGAGGGAAGGGCUCAAUGAGAGACAAAAAGAAGGAGGACCAGAACAGAGGUAAACCAAAUUGGGAGCACCUAUCAGAUGAACUCCAUGUUCUACUCACAGUCGAAGACACAGAAAAUAGGGCACACAUAAAGUUAGAAAGGGCCGUAGAAGAAGUAAAGAAAUUGUUAGUACCUCAAGCUGAAGGUGAAGAUGAAUUAAAAAAGAGACAGCUGAUGGAAUUGGCUAUCAUAAAUGGAACAUACCGAGAUUCAAGUACAAAAGCAGCUGCAGCGACAGCAUGUGAUGAGGAAUGGAGGAGGGUUGCAGCAGCUGCAGCAGACGCUCAAAGAUUAUUGUCGCCGGGUAUCCCUGGCCUGGCUACCCCGAUGAGGACGCCCACUACACCACUAGGAGCUCCCCUCAUUUUAUCGCCACGCAUGUCGGUGCCCACGACAGCGGCGUCGAUACUCAACGGUUCCGCGCCUCCAGAAUUCCACUCAGAAGCCUUUGAUUUAAAUGGAAGAUGUGUGAUAGGCGGUAACAGAUGGAUGUUGUGUUCACUGCUGUCGCCCGGGGAUCCACACGGGCUCAUCUACACCCCCUACGCCGAUUACACGAAUUACGCAGCCCUGGCUGCCUCGCCCCUACUGACUGAGUACGCGACGGCAGAUCAUUCUGGUGCAGCAGCGGCCGCUGUGGCUGCUAAGCAGCGAAGACAUUUGGGACAAAUCAGGGAUCACCCCUACCAAAGGGCUGGUGCUCUAUCUUAGAUAGACCUAAGAAGGCUUGGAGUGCUAACUUGACACCUGCCGCGGCUCUCCAACUAACGGAACAUACACCGGACCAUCGAGGUAGCGGUAUGUCUAACAUUACCACAGAAUUUAUACAUCUUUUCUGUGACAUUACAUCACUAACACUUACCACCGAAUGUAGUGACACGAAAAUUUCCAGUCUGUCCAACCCUCCAGAUGAACAGCUAGGAUAAUUCUGCGAACUUUAAAUAAUGCCAUACUGAUUUGAGAUAACACUUAGAUUUUGGAUCUGAAGGAUUUUAUAUAGAAUUGUAGACUGACUUUGUCCAUCGUUUUCGGCCUGUAUCGGCCGGAGUUGUCAACCGCGAUCGGUUAUAUUUGAAAUUAUUCGAGGAAAAGUUUGUUAUCGUUAACAAAAUUUACGGAGGAUUGAAUUUAUAAGCGAUUUUUGCGGUUGCAACUGUUCUUAUUCAAAUCAGUAUUUAGUUUUUGAAUCAUCAGUUUUGAACAUGCAGUAAUCUCGUUUCGAAACCUUACCUUGUAUAGUUGUAGAUUUUUUUCGUUUGAUUUAGAUCUGAUUUUUUUAUACGUCUUUCUCCUCGUACAUUAAUUAUUUUGUGGUUCAGUUCGCCAUUUUCAAAGUUUAACUCUGUGUAUAAUUAUCUGUGAAUGGACGAGUUCAGGAACGCUUACCAACCUUUGUUCUAUGUUCUAUGAAGUGUCAAAUCUGGUUAUAGAAAACACUGAGAUUUCACAUAGAGGAGCAUCUAGUAAUUGAGGUGUUCUGUGACGAAACCAUAAAUAUAGGAAGAAAACGCCAAAUAAUGUCAAAACUUCGAUUGACAACAGAAUAUGAAUUAAGGCACAAAUUUAACUUUGAAAAAUUCGUUUCUAUUCUCAGAGUUUCAAGGAGUAUUUACAGGGUUGGCGUUUCCGAACUCGCCCAUUGAGAAAUCAAGACGAAUUUUGAAAUUCCCGAAACGGCACGACAAAAUUCAGUGUGGAUUAAAUAUCUAACUAGUAUCCCCGAUACUUGAUUGGUCUUAUCCUAACAAAUAGCGAUCUGAUGAUUUUUUAUUGAAGUACAAACUAAUUUGAAAGUGCCAAUGGUAUUUUAUACAGAGUGAUUUUUUUUAAGUUUCGAAAAUAUUGGAUUGUAAAUAGUUGUUUUUUUUUUCUGGGAAGACUUUAUUUGAAGUCUUUAUCACACUGUAUGAAAUGGAUCUUAUAUUGUUGAAAUUGAAACAUCGAAGAAUUCUGAAAUUUUAAUUUUUCGGGCUGUCAGAUUGUUGCUGUCGAUUUCUGUGGUUUCCAUCCAUGGGCUUCUCACUAAUUUGAUCUGUGGUUUCAUUUCAUCGAUACAAAUUUUGAAGAAUGAUUAUUUAAUUUAUCUAAUAAUUUAAUUGAUCUAUACUAAUGGGUAACAUUUGAAUAACGUGAAAUAUUUUGUAAUUGAUCCUCCAGAUAUCAGAAGAAAACCAUCUGAUAGCCCUGUGAAACUUGCAGUUAGUAUUACAUUGUUUAUUACUUCUUGUCGAAGUAUUUUCGAAUAGUACUUAUAAGAUAAAUAUCGAUCAAAUUCGUUAAAAGCAAGUAAUUUUCGAAUUAGGUAAUUAUUACUACGUUACUUAAAUUUAUACUCAAGGAUUUUGAUCGUCAGAUCAGAAAUGUUAAUUGGCUAAAUUUUGACGGAUCCAAACUUGAAAGUUUGCACCGCUCGUGAUUUUUUUUCAAUCAAUUUAUCGUUCUUUUUGAUUUGAGUUAAAAAUGUCGUAGACUUACGCUGAGGGUGGAUUUUUGAAUAGGAAGGCAAUAGCUAGAAAGAAAUAUUUUGCCGGUAUCGAAUAUUUUUCCGUCCUAAAAAAAGCAAUAAAUUGAUAUGUUCGAUGGAUUUUCGAUCGAUGAGAGCAAUAUUUUCGUUUCGUUUAUAAUUAUCGAUAUAUUUGGAGUAUUGAGCAACGAAAAGUUGUUCAUUUCAUCUUAAAGCCCAAGCUGGAAUAUGUUAGCUGAUAAAAAGUGGACAUCCAUAUGUAAUUCAUCAAAGAAAAUCUCCGAUAUACAAAAAUUAACAGCUGUUGGUAAAGUGCAAUGGAAAAUCUUAAUUGUGCAAUCGCUUCCUUCAUAUAGUAGAUGUUUUUAUUAUGAAAAGUUUAAUCACUGUUGUACUUAGAAUCUUAUUUAUAAACAGCAUAUUUUAACUUCUUUUGUUACUUUUUUACCAUAAUUUAGAGCCGAUCGCCCUUUAUAAUUUCGAAUAAAUUUAAGAUUUAGGACGCAUCAAUAUGGUAGCUUGAGAACUCAAAUCAUUUAUAAUAAUAAUCGUUUUGUAGAUAUAUAUUAUUGUGUCAUAUUAAUAAUAUUAAUGUUAUUGAAGGAUUAAUUGUUGAUAAAGAAUUAUAACCCUACUUUGGGUAGAUCUGAUACUAUUGAGAUUAUGUAUUCUUAAAUCGCACAUAUUAAACAUUAAUUAUAUUA